CCGGAGAGACCCGAAGAAUUUAAAGCUGUUAAUCAAUGAAUUUAUAAUUCAUUUACACUUCAUUGUUAACGAAACAGUCAUAAGUAGCGAGUGGCUAAACAUAAAAGCUUGACACUUUGUUAUAAUUUAUUAAAAACAAGCAUUUCCGAAAUUUACCGAUUAUCACGGAAGUACAGCAGGCGCAUGCGUGCGACGUGGUAACUAAAUAUGGCGGAGUCGCAGUGAAAACAUCGCUCGUCGAAAUCAUUUUUUGUGUGAAAACGUAAGAGAAUUUGAUCUUGAAGUAUGGGUGCCAAUAGCAGCAGCAUAAGUGAGCUCUCAAAAAAUGAACAUUUGAAAAGACUUGCUGGCAAAGAUGUUCUUUCCGAAAAUGAUCCUUUUUGGAAUCAGCUUUUGUCUUUUUCAUUCUGUCCACCACAGACCAGUGCUGAUAAUCGACUGUUGAUGGAACAAAUCAGCCCAAUAUGUAAAGUAUUUGCUGAGAACAACUUACAAACAGGUAACUUUUGUGCUUUAGUGAAUGUCUUUUUGAUGCGAUGUGUUGAACUCAAGGCAUCCACCCAGUGUGAAAAUGACAUCUUCACGUGGCAGACACACAAUGCACUGUUCAUCAUACGAUGUCUGAUAAGUUAUUUUAUUGAAAACAUGUCAGAGGGUGGUUUAUUACGAGAGUUUGCUGUCAAGGACAUACAACAAGGCAACCAGACUGGAGAGCCUCUGCUAGAGAAGUUUAUCGAUGCUCUGAUUCACUUACUCAUUGAAGUUCCGGUAGUUAACUUCACAUACGUGAUCCAUUUAGAAGCUACCAAUUUAUUGCUGACAUUGUUAUCAGUUCAGCUGUUCAUACCCAGGAUAGCUCAUAAAUCUAUCUUUUUUCAAUACCUCAUGCAGGGAAAAUGCUCAAAAGAUGCCUGUCCAUUGGUGAAAACGUUAUUAGAUCACAUUAUUAAACACGAACCAUGUCCGCCAGAAGCUCUUGGUGGAUCCCACGCUGGUAGUAUGUUGUAUGGUUUUGGUGCUGCUGUAGCAUCUGGUCUGUGGUCCAUGGUGACAUUGGGUUAUGGUGGACGUAGUGCACCACCAGAUGACGAGGACAGAGCCAUAUUAGCCAAUCAAAGUCUGUUGUUAUUAUUGGUGUUAGCCAAUCAUUAUACACAUGAGAAGGGAAUGCAUAAUCCUUAUAGACAGGCAUUGUGUACAUUUGGUAAUUUGCAAGAUUCGGCUCCUUCCAGUCCGACAUCACCUAUGCCAGUGUUUCGUAUGAACCUAACAGGUUUAUAUGACGCCUUUUGUAAACACAUGAAGAGUGAUCAGAUGACAUUGUUACUGUAUUUAUUAUUACAUAGAAACAGUAAUAUCAGAGCAUAUAUAUUAUCCAGGACAAAUAUUGAACAACUGGUUGUACCAAUUCUAAAGAUUCUAUACAGUGCACAGGAGCGCAACUCUCAUCAUAUCUACAUGGCGUUGAUAAUUCUCCUUAUUAUGAGUGAAGACGAUGCUUUUAAUAAAUCAGUUCAUGAAUUAAUUGUCCGGAAUAUUACGUGGUAUACUGAAAGAAGUAUAACAGAGAUUACACUAGGUGGUUUAAUUGUCUUGGUAGUGAUCAGAACGAUACAAUAUAAUAUGACAAGAAUGAGGGAUAAAUAUCUUCAUACGAAUUGUUUAGCAGCAUUAGCCAACAUGUCAUCACAGUUUCAUUCACUACAUCCGUAUGUCACACAGAGGAUAGUCAGUUUAUUUGAAUUAUUAUCAAAGAAACAUGCUAAAAUCUUAGAACAUCUUCGAAAUUCACCAAAAAUGGAACACAAUAAUCAAAACGAUGACAGAUCAUCAACUCCAGAUUAUGCUACAGAUCUAGCAGUGUUGGAAGAGGUGAUACGGAUGGUAUUGGAAAUAGUGAAUUCAUGCCUAACUAACACGUUACAUCACAAUCCUAAUCUAAUUUAUACAUUACUGUAUAAAAAGGAUUUAUUUGUCCCGUUCAGAACUCAUCCCACAUUCCAGGAUAUUAUACAGAAUAUUGACACUGUGUUGAAUUAUUUCACUUCUAAGCUAGAGCAGCAUGGUACAAGUAAUCUCUCGGUUCAUCAGGUUUUAGAUGUUAUCAAGCAAGCUAUAUUGCAGUGGCCAAGAGACAGGCUUAAGAAAUUUCCUGAGUUGAAGUUCAAGUAUGUGGAAGAAGAUCAACCUGAAGAGUUCUUUAUUCCUUACGUCUGGUCUUUAGUGUUUCAUUCUUCCAAUCUCUAUUGGAAUAGCGACAAAAUAGAACUGUUCACUCUCAAUUCAUAACACAGGCAUAUCAUAUCUCAACAUGCAAACUUUCAACGCAUUUCAGUGCAUGAAGCAACGUUUUGUCUUUUCAAAUAUUAUGGAUGGUUUGAUGUAUUAGUUUUUAAUUUGGUGCCAGAAGACAACAGACGUGUGCUUUGUACUAUGUGAAUUCAUAUGCAGCUUGUGAUGAUUUUUCUUCUCUUAGUACAUACAUAUAAAUAGCUAAGUUGUGGAAUGGCAUUGGAAUUAUUAUCAAGCAGUAUUUCCACAAUUAAAAGUGCAUGUGCUUAUGGAAAAGAUUAAAACUAGGCUUGCGGUAAAAGCUUUCUUCCAGAGCACAAUCUGAUGGCUAUUAAUUAUUUAAUAUCAAAAACUUGUUUUGGGUGAAUUCAAACUGUAUACCUAAUUUCUCCAGCUUAUGUUACUACCGGAAAUUAACUAGUAGGUCUAAAUUGAAUUACACUGAGAAGAUGCAACUCACAGUCAAAUUAGGAUCAACCCCUCGUUGGGUGCCACCUACCCUCCAAGGGUGUGCUUGAAAUAUAGUGAUAGCCUUCUGUGCUUUGAAGCAGGUCCUGUGUGCAGGCAUUCAAAUAAGUACCUCAGUACUGAAGUAAAUAGUUCCUGAGCUUUCUAAUAUCUUAUUCUUGAGUUGUUUUGUGCAAUAUGUAUAGAUGUUUACUUUGGGCAGACUUGAAAUGCUGUAUAGUAUGGAAUAGAAAUUAAGGUGCCAAUCCUCCAUCAUUUACUCGCCAAUAAUGACCAGAAAAUGUGAAACAAAUCUAUAUAAACUCUGUGCCAACCUCUGAAGUAAUAUUGCACACAUUUUCGUCCCAAGAUUGUUAGCAUUAAACUUGUUUUGGGGAAGCAAAUUUGGGCUUUAAUUUCAAUGUAUAUGAACAGCAGAUGUUAUAAAUGACUGGUGUAAUGUUAGACCUACAUUUCAUUAUUCUUCACUGUUAAAACCCUCUGUACCGGUAGUUAUCCCAAAUUGCUUCAAACUAUUGUACGCUUCGUACACUAUCCUAGACACUGCGUGAAUCAGUAUCACUACGUGAUGUUGCAUCAUCUGAUAGCAAAGCGUUUCUGUGUUGUUAAAUGGGUGUAAGGGAAGCCAUUCACAACGUCAAUAUUAUUUUAUUCUGUGGACGUCCAUGUAUAAAAACUGUUUUUACAAGCAUUUGAAAUUACUGGCAUACAUUGUAGUAAGAUGUGAAAUUUAUAAUUUCCUAAUUAAGCAGCUCAGUGAAUCUUGGUUUGGUAGAAUUAUUCAACCCAACGAUGCCAGGGUGUAAAAAUUCAGUAAUCUUUGGUUUUCAUGUAUUACUUUUCAUUUAGCAUGUCGAAGAAACUACUAUAGAAUAAUUUAGUUUUACUUGAAAGUUAUUUUCACUCUUUCUGCAGGGUUGAAUGAGUGAAAAUACUCCUCCCCCUUGUGUUCUGCAUAUAACUCAUCAUGAGUCACUGAAAUGUAUCACAACAUGCAUUAAAACGAAAAAAAAUUUCAGUUGAAAUAUUCGAAAGUAUUUCUUGUUCUUGUGGCUAACAAUGUUUUGCAAGCAGCUUUGCUGACUUUCUUUCCCAAUAUUGCUCAACUGUCUUGUACACCUACAUCUUGUAAUCUAAAGUUGUGGAAUUGUUUAUUCUAAACCAUUUUAAUAUUGCAUGAUGUGCGAAUAUGUGUCGCUGAUGGGGGGGGGGGCUAUAAACUGUGGCAAUAUAUUCAAUACAACAGCAGGUAACAGUUUUGCAAGUUUAUCGACACAAAUAGGCAAUCAAUUAACAUUUGUACCAAUAUGAAUUUAAUCCUUCAUUGUGAAACCAGCACUGUAAAUAUUUUUUG
Messenger RNA from Saccoglossus kowalevskii, 4114 nucleotides. RefSeq names its product dymeclin-like. Gene Ontology annotation, biological process: Golgi organization. Gene Ontology annotation, cellular component: Golgi apparatus. Lineage: Eukaryota; Metazoa; Hemichordata; Enteropneusta; Harrimaniidae. The record is from RefSeq and is a predicted model, not a curated record.